Besnoitia besnoiti is the source of this 1548-nucleotide messenger RNA. Its product is annotated as putative 50S ribosomal protein L21. NCBI's taxonomy places the organism in Eukaryota, Apicomplexa, Conoidasida, Eucoccidiorida, Sarcocystidae. Gene Ontology annotation, biological process: translation. The transcript is spliced from 5 exons. The record is from RefSeq and is a predicted model, not a curated record. Gene Ontology annotation, cellular component: ribosome; mitochondrial large ribosomal subunit. Bases 1 to 1548 code for a protein of 515 amino acids. Gene Ontology annotation, molecular function: structural constituent of ribosome; RNA binding.
AUGAAAAGAGCGCAAGCUUUGAUCACGUUUUACUUGUCGUCUUCAAGAAACUGUUGUUGUCUGUUCGCCAUUGGCCCCGCGUCCAAAAUUGAGAACACGUCCGCGGUGUUGAAGGUUGAGGAAAGUGAGGAUCCAGCGGGGAGCCGUGACGAGGGGAGCAGCGUUCUACUCGCUUUUUUCUUCCGCAGCAUUUCCCGAAAUGCCGAGAUGAGCAGUGGGCAAGAAGUUUCUCGAGCAGGGGGACCAGCAACCUACAAGACGUGCCAACGUCAUAUGUCCGGCGGCCAGCUGAUGUCUUCUCUCGCCGCCUGCAAUGGAAUACCACUCGUCGCCGGCUUGCUUUUUUUCCCUUGUUUUGUCGUACGCGGUCACCUUGCCUCACCGCCUCCGCUGCGUCAGGGGGCUUCGCGGCGCCGUUCCGCAUCAUCGUCGUCUUCGUCUGUGGCGCCCCAGCCGCAGCGCGCGUUGUUUCAAUUUGCCGCAACUUCCCUUCUUUCCACUGGGGGUGCGUCUUGGUUUCCUUCUUCUUCUUGUUUGACGGCGUCCCGUUUACCAUCGGCGUAUCCGUCGGUGGCUUCUUGCUCCGAUCCGCCUCCGGCCGCCCUGCCGCCUCUCGAGACGUUCCCUCUAUUCCCUCCGCCUCACGAAGCGCGUUCGAAGGGACGUCUGCCAAAUGACGGGGAAGGUCAAAGAUAUGUUGAUCGCGGACGUACAGGGCGCGGACGUACAGGGCACGAACGCCCAGAGACACGCUGGAGCACGGAAGGGCACCCCAGCGCGCGACAGAACGCCGACGCCACCGCCGAAUUCAGGGCGGGAGAGGCAGUGUGGCAGUCCCCCGCGUUUCAGCUAGAAGGAUUCAAGGGGAUAUUUCCUGUGGUCUCGCCCGCGCACCAGAAACUGCUAGGCUUGGCAGACCAGAAAGACCGCAGUGGGUCUUUCUUUGUCGCUCAUAUAGGAGGCACACAAAUGAUCAUGGAAAGGGGGAGAUUCUACGACGUGAACCGCAUCCACCAGAAAGUCGGCGGACGUAUUCAUCUGCACAGAAUUAUUUGCUAUCAAGCUCCGGAUGGAGAAUUCUGGCUUGGACGGCCAUACCUCGAAAACGUUCGGGCUACUGCGACAAUCGAGAAGCACUUUCGAGGGCCAAAGAUGCAUAUGGCAAAGGCCCGGCCGAAAAAGUGGCGGAAGUAUUUCUCACAUCGACAAGAUUUAACACGGAUUCGAGUUACGGAAGUGGACUUGCUACGAAAUCCUGAAGAAUACGAAUCAGCCACCUUGCCUCCCAACUUCACUACAGAUGACCCUAUCUAUGCAGCCCUUACGGCCAGCAAAUUGUUCCGGAAGCCCAGCACCGUCCUGCCUCGUAUGAAACGAACGUUUAUGCGGUUGGCAUCGCGUGAAGAGUUCCCACUCGUGGGAGAUGACCCGUUGAUGAACUUCGACCCACUCGUGAACCGUCUUCUCAUGGAUCGCCUUCUCGCUGGCCACUCCGACCUGUUUCCCCUCUUACGCCCAGAGACAGACAUGAAGCGUGACUGGCAUUGA